CGAGCACGAGUGACAUUCUGAUCGUGCAUUUCUAAUCAAGGCUGAAGUCUGCCUGAUGCAGAGGGCAACAGGGCGUUAUGCACUCUCACCUUCACCGAGGUCAUCACAAGGCUAUGCAUUGCAGGAGGCUGCAAUCUACUUCCGGGCACAUCAUGUCGAGAAUCGGGAUGGACUUGUCACAGAAUUCUGUUCUGACUUCAGUGUCCAUGACUCUCCCAAAUCUUUUCAUUCCUCGAGCCACUCAUCCAAAAGUCAACAUUUUUACAUUCAAGCACCAUGGUUGAGCCUGUCUCCAUCAUAUCGGGGACCGUCUCGAUAUUGAACGGCACUUUUACAUUUGGACAAUGGAUGUACAAGAUAAGCGGCGUGAGCGCGGAGGUCCGAAAAGCUGUCACAGAUCUCGCGAAUAUCCAAAACGACCUUAAUGAAGCUCGGGAGCUUCGCAGUUUGAAAUUCGAUAUGAAAUCAUCGGAAAGGAAGUACAAUCGAUUAUACCGACAGCUGCAAUACGCGAUCAAGCAAUUGGACAACACUGUGAAGGAGUGUGCGAAAUCAUUACACAACCCAGAUGUAGACUUCGAAACAAGAGGGAAGGUUACCACGGCUCAUCGGAUCGAGUGGGUGCUGAAUGGGAAGGACACCUAUGCAUCGAGGCAGAAUGCCUUGAUAAUAGACCACAAUCGCUUGAUGAAAGCCAUCAGCGCGGUGAAUGCACUUCCUGAUAUGUCACCAAGUUCACCUGAUCUGCUCGCUCCACCGCCAUACUCAGCUGUGUCCAAGAGCGGAGACUAUUGGGGAUCUUUAAGCCCGAGCCAGCGGAGAGCUAUGAGAGGAAAGAGUACAGAACUUAUCGAGGACGAAGAUAGAGGAGAACAAAAAAAUAAUGCAGAGUCGCAAAGCUCUGUUCCCGAGCAAGAUUCAUACAGUUCGAGCAAUAGCACUAUUUCAAGGAAGAUGAGGAAAUUGUGGGGUGAGGGUGAUUCGGCGUUCCAGUUGAACACGCCUCUUGAGACAAUAGAGAAUAGCGUGGAAGAGGAGUAUGUAACUUCACGACAUCAUAGGAAACGCCAUAGACGAUAGUUUUAAGAUAGUAUCAUGUAUUUGACGCAGACAAUUGUACUUAUAUUAAUCUAACUCCUGCCACCUUGCGAC
Molecule: messenger RNA, 1152 nt
Organism: Mollisia scopiformis
Lineage: Eukaryota; Fungi; Ascomycota; Leotiomycetes; Helotiales; Mollisiaceae
Exons: 2
Coding region: 277-1080 (267 amino acids)
Source: RefSeq, a predicted model, not a curated record